This is a messenger RNA of Hylaeus anthracinus, 828 nucleotides long. It is a transcript of the gene Ubc7, whose product is annotated as ubiquitin-conjugating enzyme E2 G2. Bases 206 to 721 code for a protein of 171 amino acids. Gene Ontology annotation, cellular component: cytosol; endoplasmic reticulum. The record is from RefSeq and is a predicted model, not a curated record. Lineage: Eukaryota; Metazoa; Arthropoda; Insecta; Hymenoptera; Colletidae. The transcript has 5 exons.
ACAAGGAAAAUUAGAUAUUUCGAGUUCACGUCAUUUUAGAGUUCGAGUUCGAGUUCUCGUUUUUUAAGUGCAUGGGAUUUCGGUCAUUUCCGUGUCCAUGAAUCGAGCGAAUAUACGAAUGUAUAUAGAUAAACAGAUAAUUAUCAGGAACGUAUGCUAAUUUUGACCUGUUUUGACAAUUCGCCAUCACCCCUGAUUAACCUCCAUGAUCAAAACAAUGGCGGGUUCUGCGUUAAGACGAUUAGUGGCAGAGUACAAACAGCUAACCUUAAAUCCACCCGAAGGGAUUAUCGCUGGUCCGAUAAACGAGGAAAAUUUCUUUGAAUGGGAAGCUUUAAUCACUGGACCGGAAGGAACAUGCUUUGAGGGUGGUGUAUUUCCAGCAAAGUUAAUAUUUCCACCAGACUACCCACUGAGUCCACCAAAGAUGCAAUUCACCUGUGAGAUGUUUCAUCCGAAUAUCUAUGCGGAUGGACGAGUAUGUAUAAGUAUAUUACAUGCACCUGGAGACGAUCCUAUGGGUUACGAAAGUAGCGCGGAAAGAUGGAGUCCGGUUCAAAGCGUAGAAAAAAUAUUGCUAAGCGUGGUAAGUAUGUUAGCAGAACCAAAUGAUGAAAGCGGAGCGAAUGUUGAUGCCGCUAAAAUGUGGAGAGAGGACCGUGCCGAGUUUGAAAAAAUUGCUGAAAAACUAGUUAGGAAAACUCUUGGUAUCCCACCUUAGAUUUAGAUGUUAAAUAUUUAAUUGGAAAGAGAAUUGUAAUUAAAAUAUCAUAUAAUUCGGUGUAAAAUAUGUAUUAUGUUUAAAACAAUAAAAUUGUAUUAAUGUAA